AUGGAUCCUAAUCAUUUUCAUUAUCAACAAGCUAUGUUCAAUUUCAUGCAAAAUUAUCAAAAUCCUAAUCCUCAAAAUUCUCAAAUUCCACCGAUGCCACCAUUUUCUACUCAAGUUCCACCAUUUUCUACUCAAGUUGGUACUGAAAAAGAAGAAAGGGUUGUUGUUAAAAAAAAAUCUCGAGAGCAAUUUGCAAGGGAUGAGGAUAUACUACUUAUCCAAUCAUGGCUCAAUGUUUCAAAGGAUCCAAUUGUGGGAGUUGAUCAAAAGGCUGAGAGUUUUUGGGUAAGAGUCGCUGCCAAUUAUAACCAGUAUCAUGGGGAAUCGCGGGAAAAGUUAAAGGGACAAUUAAAAUGUCGAUGGCAUCGAAUAAAUGGCUUGGUUCAAAAAUUUGUUGGGUGUUACAAACAAGCUGUUAAUGGAAAGAAAAGUGGGACAUCGGAGAACGAUGUCAUGGCCGCUGCAAAUGCAUUUUUUGCUCAGGAUCAAGGUACAACAUUCAACCUUGAGUACGCAUGGAGAUUGUUAAAAGAUGAACCUAAAUGGAUGGGAGAAUCGAUUGAAAGUUCUUCAAAAAUAACAAAGACUUAUGCUAGUGAGGCAUCAUCGGAGAACCCAAAUACACCUUCAAGUUAUGAGUUUAACUCAUCAUCACCAAUGGAGCGUCCAAUGGGACAAAAAGCAGCAAAAAGGAAGGGUAAGGCAAAGGAAAUUCCAAAUGAAACGCAAGAUGCAAGGAAUAAAAGAGCAAUGUUAAUGGAAAGACUAGCGCAAAGUAAGGAGGACGAGAUAGAAUUAAAGGUAGUGCAACUAAUGAUGAAAGACACUUCUACUAUGAGCGAUAGUCAACGAGAUAUUCAUGAAAAAUAUUGUAAUAAGAUGAAAAAAAAUAUGGAAUGUAGUUAG
This is a messenger RNA of Vicia villosa (hairy vetch), 906 nucleotides long. RefSeq names its product glutathione S-transferase T3-like. The transcript has a single exon. Bases 1 to 906 code for a protein of 301 amino acids. Lineage: Eukaryota; Viridiplantae; Streptophyta; Magnoliopsida; Fabales; Fabaceae. The record is from RefSeq and is a predicted model, not a curated record.